This is a messenger RNA of Suillus discolor, 1292 nucleotides long. RefSeq lists its product as uncharacterized. NCBI's taxonomy places the organism in Eukaryota, Fungi, Basidiomycota, Agaricomycetes, Boletales, Suillaceae. The record is from RefSeq and is a predicted model, not a curated record. The transcript is spliced from 3 exons. The coding region runs from base 39 to 1181 and encodes 380 amino acids.
CUCCUGGUGCUUGCAACGAGGUGGGGAAGACGUAAAAGAUGCAAAUGUCCUCCAACAAACGCCAACGUACGUUUUCGGCUUCACGAUUAUCACUUCCAUCUCAAUCGACGACAUCGACAUCGCUACCACUAGAACCUGAACCCAUGUAUAAGUCUAGUCGCACCGCAGACGAGGCAACGGGGGAUCGCCGUUUGCUCUGCACACUGCCCCCGACGUGUAAUCCGCCGCAUAACCGCCCGACACCGAUCGCAAACUCGAGAGAUCUGGAGCUGCAUUAUGGAAAAUAUCAUGCGCAAGUUUGUGAGCAGAAGGGAUGUGGGUUUGUGUUUCCCGAUGCAAGAUUGCUGGAGCUCCAUCAAACAGAAUGCCAUGAUCCACUUGCUGCUGUUCGAAAAGAUAGGGGGGAUAAAAUUUUUGCUUGUCAUCUUGUAUCAUGUCCACGAUUAUUCCAGACGCCCAAAGCACGUCGAUUACAUCUUAUCCAAGCACAUUCAUACCCAAAAGAGUACUUUUUCGCUGUAACAAACAAAGGUGUGGGCGGUCUACUUAAACGCUGGGGAGAUGGAGCCAGCAUGAUCAGAGGAACCUGGAAGCCCAGAGAUAAUAAAAACGAGAAGGACUCCGAAGACGAUGAAAUGGUCGUAGAUGAGGAUGAAGAGGAAGAUAGCGAUGAAGGAGAAAGUGAAGAGUCAAGCAGUGGUGACGAACAAAAUGGAGAAGCAACACCAAAAAUACGUCACCAUCAAGAGCUUGAGGAGAUACCCACACGAACUCCCAUCUCACCACGGCGAGGAAAUGGCGCAGUGCAGACUGCAGCUGACCAUGACAUAGACAAAUUGGCAAAUUCGAUAAACUCUCUAUCUUUGGUCCCACCAUCUAUACGAUUCGGAAGAGGUGGAAAGAAUGGGGGAUUUGUUCAUCCAGAGAUGCACAACCCGCAGGUUAGCAAAUUUAAUCCUCACACAUUCGGUCCAAGAGGUGGUAGAGGGAGAGCGAGGAUAGCAACUGCGGUUCAUCCCCGAGCUGGAUCCCAUAAUGUACAGAUUGGUGCGCCUCACCCCUCCGCAGAGGUUGAUGUACAAGCUGGGAUAGGGCCUGCGUCAAGGGGUGUGUCCCCUCGCGGAAGAGCGGGCGUCAUUCAUGUCGGGAGAGGUUUCAGAGGUCGUGGUCGCGGGUCUUAGAGGGGGGAAGUGCUGAUAUUGGCAGAUACCACUGGGACCGAUUCUGAUGAAAAUAACGUGCACAUGUAUUCCAAGCAAUGUACAUUACCUCUUUUGUUUGAUCGUCCAUCA